GCCAGUUGCCGCCAUUGAUUCAAGCAUCUUCGUGACUGGCGUUUGUGACAGUCGGCUUGAACUGAUUUUUAAACAAUUUUUAUUAGAAGAAUAAAUCUAGUUUGAAAAUGUUUCUAACACGUUCUGAAUACGAUCAUGGUGUUAAUACUUUUUCACCUGAAGGAAGGUUAUUCCAAGUUGAAUAUGCUAUAGAAGCUAUAAAACUUGGUUCCACUGCCAUUGGAAUUGCAACAUCAGAAGGUGUAGUGUUAGUUGUUGAGAAGCGUAUCACAUCUGGUUUAAUGGAACCUACAACCUUAGAAAAAAUUGUAGAAAUUGAUAAGCACAUUGGAUGUGCAGCAUCAGGUCUGAUAGCUGAUUCUAGAACAAUAAUUGAUCGUGCUAGAGUAGAAUGUCAAAAUCAUUGGUUUGUCUACAAUGAAAAAAUGUCUGUGGAAUCAACGGCUCAAGCUGUUUCCAAUUUAGCUAUACAAUUUGGAGAUAGUGAUGAUGAUGGUAGUGCUAUGUCACGACCAUUUGGUGUAGCAGUGUUAUUUGCUGGUAUUGAUGAAAAAGGGCCUCAGCUGUAUCAUAUGGAUCCUUCAGGCACUUUUGUUCAGUUUAAUGCAAAAGCCAUUGGUUCUGGGAGUGAAGGUGCACAACAAAACCUUCAAGAGGUAUAUCACAAGUCAAUGACGCUUAAAGAAGCAAUAAAAUCUGCUUUGGUUAUACUGAAGCAAGUCAUGGAAGAAAAAUUGAGUGAUAAUAACAUAGAAGUAAUGACAAUGACACCUGAGAAACUGUUUCAUAUGUUUACAAAAGCUGAAUUACAAGAGGUGAUUAAAGAUAUUGCUUAAUUUUUAGAUCAUUUAAAAUAUACUGGUUUAAUAAAUCUAAAUAUAUAAAAUAAUAAGUAGCAUAAUUAUGCUACAUGAGCAUUGUAUAAGUGCAAAUUAUAUAUACCUUUUUCAUUCAAAGAACAUGAUUUUUACAUAA
Osmia bicornis bicornis is the source of this 975-nucleotide messenger RNA. It is a transcript of the gene Prosalpha5, whose product is annotated as proteasome subunit alpha type-5. Gene Ontology annotation, biological process: proteasome-mediated ubiquitin-dependent protein catabolic process. Gene Ontology annotation, cellular component: proteasome core complex, alpha-subunit complex; proteasome core complex; nucleus. The record is from RefSeq and is a predicted model, not a curated record. The transcript is spliced from 3 exons. Bases 108 to 836 code for a protein of 242 amino acids. NCBI's taxonomy places the organism in Eukaryota, Metazoa, Arthropoda, Insecta, Hymenoptera, Megachilidae.